Molecule: messenger RNA, 2943 nt
Organism: Closterium sp. Naga37s-1
Lineage: Eukaryota; Viridiplantae; Streptophyta; Zygnematophyceae; Desmidiales; Closteriaceae
Source: the annotation of a GenBank genome assembly
AUGGCUGGGAUUGGCGGGAUCGGUGUGAUCGGUGGCGCGGCGCCUCUUUCUGAGGCUCUCGUCUCCUCCAUUCUUCCCGCAUCCCUUCGCGCUCUCCCCGCGCCCGCCCUCUCGCCGCGCUGCACGGGCUGCGCGCUCGCUGCUGCUGCGCUGCUGCUCGUCGCGUCGCUCCUCCUCGCCCUCCAAACCACGCUGCUCCACCCCGCACAGCAGCGCGACCCCGUUGACUCGUUUGACUCCCUUGACCGCAGCUCCUCGCAGCCCUCUGCCACGUGGCCAUGGCGCUGGUCUCCGUGGGCAGGUGGAACUCUCCCCUCACGACCACAUGCAGCAGUAGUUGAGGCAGAAGCAACAACGGAGGAGUCAGCAGGAGGAGGAGCAAGGGGAGGGCGUUUUGGGGUUGUGGAGCGGAACUGGGGAGGGGAGUAUUGGGGAAGAGGAUUUGGUGCUGGCAGUGGUGGCGGUGCUGCUGCUGCUGUUGCUGCUGCUGGUGGCAGGGACGAGAGCGAGAUGGAAGAUGGCACACCAAGGGCGUCCGUGCAGGCCAUUCUGUUCACCUUCUCCUCCUCCUGGCUCGCAUCACAAGGCCCCUCCGACCAUCAAGCACAGCGCAGGGGCGGAGGGGAGGAAGCCGGCAGCGCGGAGAGCAGUGGCAAUGGCAGCGGGGACAUGGGCCAUGGGGGCGGGGAGGGAGGCAGCAGCAGCGGGGGAGGCAGUGGUGGGAGUGAGAGGAGCAGCAGUGACGUGGAUGCGCACAUGAGCCUGGAGCUGCUCCAGUGCCUGCAGCGCACUUCCUCUCCUUGCCCCAGCAGCACCCCUUAUUGCCACUUUCCUUCCAACGAUGACAGACAGUGGGUGGAGUACUGGGUGCGGGCGGGCGUGCAGGCAGUGCUGUGGGCGGACGUGCUGUCAUGGGAGCACGUGGACCCCGCCCAUCCCACCAGGGACGCCCUCGCCCACAUGCACGCACAGAAGCAGGCGCUGGUGCGGGCGUACGAGGGGGAGGGGCGAGUGGCGUUUCAUCGCGAGGUGAUGGGCGUGGGCAGCACGAGGGCGCACGUGGUGGAGCGCGUGGUCGCCAUGGCAGCUCACAAGACCUCCGCAGAGUGGCUGCUGAUUGCUGACUCGCCACGCGCCUUCCUCUCCCCGCCCUCGCACCCUCGCGCUGGCUUCCUCUCCCGCUUCCUGGCGCAGCAAUCAGAGCAUGUGGUGCAGAUGCGCCCGUCCCUGUCAUACCUCUCAUCCCAACCGCUGCUCCUGCCCUUCACCUUCUCCCCCCGCUCCCUGUUCUCCCAUGCUCCUGUCACCGAUGCUCUUCUGGAUCCCGAUGAGCAAGAGCAAGGGAGCGCGGGCGAUGAGAAUGGAGGAGGAACGGACGUGGAGGAGGGGAGAGCAGACGGGGAUGGGGGAGAGAUGGACAGGAUUCACUCGGAGGGGCAAGAGAUGGAAGGUGGGGAAUCAAGAAUGGGGGAGAUACGCGCAGAGGAUCUUAGAAGGAACGAGGAAUUACCCAGCGCUGUCACUGCUGCUGCUGCUGCGGGCGCAGGUGCUGCUAAUGGUGGUGCUCCUGCUGCCGGUUCCGGCGCCAAAGCUGGCAUGUCGACUGGCAAAAAAAAUAACCCUCUGAUGGCUGUGCAGCAUUGCUUCCGCCCACUGGCCUCUCUUGCUCCCAUGGGCGCCAGAGGAGUAAGGGGAGGAGGGGAAAGCUUAGAUGGAGGGGUGGAUGGCGGCAUGGGGGAAGUAACGAGUGGGUCUGAAGAGGAGGGCCAGCCGACAGCGGUGCUGGUGAUGGCAGUGCGAGCAGGUGCUGUGCGCGCAUUGACACCGAAACGAGACGUGCAGCACCACCGCCGGCGCCACGAUGAUUAUGAUGAUCGUGACAGUGCUGAUGCUCAUGCUGCUGGCGCGGCUGGUGCUGACGGUGCUGCUGCUGGGAACAGGUCUGCCCUCGCCCACCUGCUUUUCUCCUCGCCAUCAGAUGUAACUGGCAAGACAGCCCAGCAGCAGCAGCCAGUGCAGCAGCAGGCGGAGGCACAGCAACUGGUUGCAGUGCUGCUGUCAGCCCAUAGCGCUGGCAGCAGUAGCAACAGCAGCAGCGGUGGCAGGGGCGAUGGGAUGAAAGCAGCAGUGGAGGCAGCAGGCGGUGCAUGUUCCGAUGGUUGGAUGGACGGCACCCACCCAGGCGGUGGGCUCCUGGAGUUCCAGGCUGCAGCACGGGCAGUGUUCCCGCGGGUGCGCAUGCAGGCAGCACGGGUGGCAGCAGCCGUGGUGCACGGAGCAGUGCAGCGCCUGCAGGCACUCGUGCAGCGCAUGCAGCAGCAGCUCAACGACGCUGAGAGGGCUGUGGAGAAGAGGACGAAUCUAUCCGCCAUCUUCGCCAGUGUGUUGCAACCGUACAGCAGCGCGCCCCUGGGAGCAGCCACUGCUGACAGCACCAUCUCUACCGGCAGCACCGCUAGAACUAACUCCAGCAUCGAUGUGCCUGCACCAGCAGCAGGUGCAGCAGGGGAAGGUGGCAGCAGUGUGAUUUUCCUUGCAGCGAUGGCGUAUGCGAGGGUGUAUCGAGAGGACCGGUUCAACUUCUCGGCGUAUGAGAUCUGGCAGUGGUUGGAGUAUGGGCGGUAUGCAGGGGUGCAGCAUGUGUUCUGGUACGACACUGCACACUCGCAGGAAGAGAGCCAGGAGGCAGCUCUGGCACCAUACGUGGGGGCAGGUGUGGUGACAUACCACCGCUUCUACCGCCUCUUCCCUGAGUGGCACGACAUUCACUACGAGCAGGACUCCUCCGUCUCACACUUCCUCAAGACGUACGGCCCACGGGUGCAGUGGGCGGUGCUGUGCGACAUAGACGAGUACAUGUUCAGCCCCUCCGACACGCUCCCUGGCUUCCUCCUGCGCUUCCUCACCCGCCACGUGCUGCCCGCCAGCAAUGCCACGGCUCAG